Molecule: messenger RNA, 2582 nt
Organism: Aptenodytes forsteri (emperor penguin)
Lineage: Eukaryota; Metazoa; Chordata; Aves; Sphenisciformes; Spheniscidae
Gene: DDO
Product: D-aspartate oxidase
Exons: 5
Coding region: 40-1227 (395 amino acids)
Molecular function (GO): D-amino-acid oxidase activity; FAD binding
Source: RefSeq, a predicted model, not a curated record
CGAGCCAGGCACUCGGGGAGCGGCCUCGGAGAAGGGGAGAUGCCGGCAGCCCCCCGCGCCCGCCCCCCCACUGCCCCGGCAACGCGCUCCGUCCUCUCCCGCUCUGCUUCCCCGCGCUUCCCGGGAGGGCGACUCUUCCAGGCAGGACCGGGGGCCUUCUCCUCACCAGGUGCCUCUCUCCUCUGGCUCUGCACCCCGGAGAUGGCAGCACCCAAGGUUGCAGUGGUUGGCGCAGGAGUUAUCGGCCUGUCCACAGCACUGUGCAUCGCAGAGACUUGCCCCAGCUGCUCCGUGAUGGUCCUUUCAGACCAGUUCAGCCCCAACACAACGAGUGACGUCGCAGCUGGGAUGCUCAUCCCUCACACCUACCCAGGCACACCGAUUCACGUGCAGAAGCAGUGGUUCAAAGAGACCUUCACUUACCUUUUUGCCAUCAGCAACUCAGCUGAGGCGUCAGAGGCUGGCAUUCACCUGGUCUCCGGGUGGCAGGUCUUUAAAAACACUCCCAAGGAAGAGUUACCUUUCUGGUCGGAUGUCGUCCUGGGAUUUCGACCAAUGUCCGAAGCAGAACUCCAAAAGUUUCCGCAGCACCGAUUUGGUCAGGCCUUUACGACACUGAAAUGUGACUGUCCACCCUACCUGCUGUGGCUGGAGAAAAGGUUGAAAGCAACUGGCGUCCAGAUGUACACCAGAAAAGUCGCAGACCUGUGGGAGCUGCACAGCGAAUAUAACAUCGUCGUCAACUGCACGGGCAUUGGAGCCCACCAGCUGGUGGGGGACGAGAAGCUCUUUCCUGUCAGGGGACAAGUACUCAAGGCUCAUGCUCCUUGGGUGAAAAACUUCAUCCGGGAUGGCGAUGGCUUAACUUACAUCUACCCGGGGAUACACAGGGUAACCCUAGGGGGAACCAGGGAAAAGGAGAGCUGGAGUCUCUCCCCUGAUCCUGGCGCUACCAAAGGCAUCUUUGACAGAUGCUGCUCCCUUGAGCCCUCACUGCGGGGAGCUCAGGAUAUCAAGGUGAAGGUGGGCCUGAGGCCAUCCAGGCAGUGCGUGAGACUGCAGAGAGAGGUCUUGAGCCAAGGAGGAGUUAAGCUCCCGGUGGUCCACAACUAUGGGCACGGGGCAGGUGGCUUUUCAGUGCACAGGGGCACAGCCAAAGAGGCUGCUCGCCUGGUGGGAGAGUGCAUUGCUGCCCUGCAAGGCUCCUCAUCGAGGGCCAAGCUUUGAAUGCCAGAGGCUCCUUUUCCAUUUACGACAGGCUAGUGUUGCAUCUCCUAGUAGCAGCUUUGGACUUUUACUCCAUUACUGGAUAGAAGGAACCUAAGACAACAGCUUGUGCCAUUGCAGAUGCUCGGUGGUAUCUCACCUGGCUUCCAGCUGCCACCUAGGAAAGGCAUGAUGGGUUGAUCCAAGUAUUAUUCCAGCUGUCCUUCUCCUCCAUCUGGCAUUGUUUCUGCCCUGGGCAUUUCUCCUAGCCUCAUGUUAAGGAGAAGGCAAGAUGUAUAAGUAUUCUUCACAUAACAGGGAUCAGAUUGCUGCAGUAUAAUAUCAAUAACAUCAGUUUAGCAUUUCUUCAUCUGCAUCUAAAGGGUAUCAAAUGCACUAGGUUCAGAUUCAGUAAAAACUAGUUCUCUCCUCUUGUACCAAAUCUAAUCUAGUAUUGCCCAUGCUCCUGCCAUCUUGCUAACAAACUUCACCAUUUUCCAUGUGAUUUACAAGGAAAAGAAAAUGCCACGCAGUGCUGCAUUACAGUGCUCCGGGUCAGCUCUUACAGAAAGCAAUGUCAGGUCACUGUCAUGCACAGUGACCAGGCAAGUGUGAUUUUAAGAGCAGGUCUGUGACACCGAUCACUGCAUUUGCUCAUAUUACACCUUAACACCAAGUUUCUGCGAGAGGAGGUUGCCCCAUAUGAGCUACAGUUUUGUGCAUCUUUUCUCACACUUGUUUGCAAAUCUCUUUUUCUCCAAGCCCCUCAGAUUUUGCUCUCAGACACAGAUGAUUCCCCCCCCCCAAUAGGAGCAUUGACAUGGCCUGUGUUCUACAGAAGAGGGUUUUUCAGGGUGGGCUUGGGAGUGCAAGCAUCUCUCUUCUACUUCACAUCAGCACUGUCUGCUUUCCUUGCAACAGCUGAUGUGAAUAAAUCGGUGACAAACCAACAAGGAUCUUAACACCAGCUUCAGUUUCAUAAGGGAGAGAAGAGCCAGUUAAGACUAGAUAAACACUCUAAAGACGAAUUUGUCUGUAACUGGACAUGAGCAAGCUCCUCUGCCGUAAGGAAGCUGAGCCACUGACGCCCAAACCCUCACUCCGUGGCAGAGGCUGAGCUGGGCUUUACACUCCCCUCAGCAAUUCAAGCCCUUUGAUGUGGCUGAAGAUAGUCACUCCCCAAAAUUGGAGCUUACCAUCGAAGUACAGGUCUGACAGUGAUUAAACCACUCAUUAGAUCUUAAAUGGCUCAUUCAAAAGCGUUAGCAUCCACUUUUGACUAGUUUUUUGUCCUUGCAAAACAAAUCAAAAUCCUUCAAGAAUUCACACGAUUAAAAUGAACUGAUAAAUAAAGUUCUAAUAACGGAGCAAAGGUC